GAGGCAGCAGCACAUUCAUUCAAGUCCUCAGAUGGUUAACACUGUACAUAACCUCCUCACAAAUUGCACAGCUUCAGCAGCAACACAUCCAUUAGUCUGGAAAAGACAGCGUUCCCAAGUGGUUCCUGUGCAUUUUCCCCCCAAUUCUCUUGUCACAGACCAAUCCUCUGUGUGCUUUUCCUGUAUGUAGGGAGUGUUCAGCACUAAUCAGGUCAAUGAUCAUCCCAAGACUCAAGGGACCUGACAGGAGCUUUAGUUAGAGGAUCUCUCGGACCAGGGCUCGGCUGGUAGGAAAUAUAACAUUAAAGCAAACAGCUCACUUGCAACACUAUCUUACUCGCUACGGGAGAGAACAUCUCUGGAUUCCAGCUUGUCUUUUUUUUCCUUUGGCUCCAGUAAAAGGCAGGAUAAAAAUAAAAGACAGCACAAAACAAGCAGCUUCUGUGCCGUGUGGCUGUUGGAUUCUUCAGAAUCUGAAACACUGCUUCUUGAUUUCACUGCUGUAGGGCAGAAGGCAUCUCAAUAAGAAAUCAAUUUAAAAAUCUCUUCCCUGAAUAAGGAAAAAUGACACAUAAAGAUGCUUUAACAUUCUGAAAAGAUUUUUCCAGUAUGUUUCCAUUUUUCUCACCAUCAGAGCAAGAAGCAUCUGGGAUUUAGAAGGUCUUUUUAAUCUAAAUAAAACAUUUCAACACAUUGGUAUAUUGAAAUGGAUCAGAAUGCUACUUUCUGAGAAUUAUGCAUCUUUUCUUGGUUUUGUAUGUCAGCUAAAUAUAAAACUGUGAAAUGCAUUAUCUGAUAAGGAAUUUAUGAAACCAUAAAAGCUUUGCUGGCACAGAGCAUGGACUCAUUGGAGCUGUCAGUUAUGAUGGGGUUCUCAGACUCCUUCUCCUAGUAAUACAUUCUCCAUUCUGAAAGGAAGCCUUUAAUAACCAAAAAGGAUUUGAAUUUUCUAUUAAAUUGCUUAAAAAAAACCUGUUGAAGCUGUUAUUUGAAAAAUAAAUCUACAUCUUCAUCCUGAAAUUAUGCACUCGGGGAUGGAUAUAAAUGUGACAGCAAAGUUGUCAGCUAGAGAAGGGAUACAUCAUUUUAUAUUACCACAGUAAAAGUCCAUGUUGCAUGGUGAAGUUAAAAAAAGUUCAAAGCUGGAUCCUACAAUUUUGCUGCCCGUAUUGGAAUUUUAACUACCCGGCAGUAGGGAAGUCUUUUCCAAUGCUUACAAGGAACUCCUUAUCGCUUCUUCUCUGGUUCCUUUUUGAUGGAGGUCUUUUAACACCAUUGCAGUCACAGCAGCCACCACAGAUUUCAUCACCGAAGCAGAGAGAAAAUGCUAUUAUCACAAUGCCAGGAAGAAGAUCAGCCGCUCAGCGAGUUAAACGGGGAUGGGUAUGGAAUCAGUUCUUCGUGCUUGAAGAAUAUAUGGGUUCUGAGCCACAGUAUGUGGGAAAGCUUCAUUCUGACUUGGACAAGGGAAUAGGGUCAGUAAAGUAUACUCUACUAGGCGAUGGCGCUGGAACAAUCUUUACAAUUGAUGAUACAACAGGGGACAUCCAUGCAAUUAAAAGCUUGGACAGAGAAGAAAAGCCCUUCUACACAUUACGUGCACAAGCUGUGGAUAUAGUUACUGGAAAACCUGUGGAACCAGAAUCUGAAUUUAUUAUCAAAGUGCAGGACAUUAAUGAUAAUGAGCCAAAAUUUCUUGAUGGUCCUUAUGUAGCCAGUGUUCCUGAAAUGUCUCCAGUUGGUGCUUAUGUGCUUCAGGUGAAAGCGACAGAUGCAGAUGACCCAACAUAUGGAAGCAGUGCAAGAGUGGUUUACAGCAUUCUUCAGGGACAGCCUUACUUUUCUAUUGAUCCUAAGACAGGAGUCAUCCGAACAGCAUUACCAAACAUGGACAGAGAAGUGAAAGAACAAUAUCAAGUACUAAUCCAAGCAAAGGACAUGGGAGGACAGCUGGGAGGAUUAGCAGGAACCACCACUGUCAAUAUCACUCUCACGGAUGUCAAUGACAAUCCACCCCGCUUCCCCAAGAGUAUAUUUCAUUUAAAAGUACCAGAAGCUUCUCCAGUUGGAUCACCAAUUGGAAAAAUUCGUGCAGUUGAUCCUGAUUUUGGAAGAAAUGCAGAAAUUGAAUACAGCAUUGUUCCAGGAGAUGGAGGAAAUCUGUUUGAUAUCAAAACAGAUGAUGACACACAAGAAGGGAUUAUUUUUCUUAUAAAGCCACUUGACUUUGAGACCAAGAAAGCAUAUACAUUUAAAGUCGAAGCCACCAAUGUUCAUCUGGACCACCGAUUCAACUCUGUUGGGCCAUUUAAAGAUAUUGCCACUGUAAAAAUAAAUGUUUUAGAUGUCGAUGAACCUCCCGUUUUUAGCAAACCUUUCUAUACGAUGGAGGUAUAUGAGGACACCCCCACUGGCACAAUUAUUGGAGCUGUAACAGCACAAGACCUUGAUAUUGGAACCAGUCCGAUUCAAUAUUCUAUUGAUGCCCAGACUGAUGCUGACAACAACUUUGUAGUGGAUGCCAAUGAGGGAACUGUGGCAACGAAUGCAUUGUUAGACCGGGAAAGUACUGCACAAUUUAACAUAUCUAUUAUUGCAAGUAAAGUUAACAAUCCUCAAUUGGCCAGCCUAGUGAAAAUCAUCAUAAAUGUUUUGGAUAUCAAUGAAUUUCCACCAGAAGUAUAUUUGCCCUAUGAGACAUCAGUCUGUGAAAAUGCGAAACCAGGACAGAUCAUCCAAAUUAUUGGUGCCGUUGACAGGGAUAUGUCACCAGCAGGACAGAUUUUUUCCUUCAGACAGCCACCUGAUUCUUCAGCAAACCCCAAUUUUACCAUCCAUGACUACAAAAAUAACACAGCUGGAAUACAAGCACAAAAGCAUGGAUACAGCCGUAGACAGAAAGAAUUUUAUCUCCUCCCAGUGGUUGUAGAGGACAGCAGUUAUCCUAUUCAAAGCAGCACAAGCACAUUGACUAUAAGAGUUUGCAGAUGUGAUUCUAAAGGUGUUGUUUUGUCUUGCAACGUUGAAGCUAUUUUUUUACCAGUAGGGUUAAGCACUGGUGCUUUAAUAGCAAUCUUACUGUGCAUCAUUAUACUUUUAGUUAUAGUUGUACUUUAUGUGGCAUUAAGACGACAGAAAAAGAAAGAUGCCCUUAUGACCUCAAAAGAAGAUAUAAGAGACAAUGUCAUUCAUUAUGAUGAUGAGGGUGGUGGCGAAGAGGACACUCAGGCAUUUGACAUUGGUGCACUUAGAAAUCCAAAGGUAAUAGAAGAGCAUAAAGUUCGCAGAGACAUAAAGCCGGAACAUCUUUGUUUGCCUCGUCAAAAGCCACCAUCAGAAUUUAACACUGACAUUAGAGAUUUUAUUAAUGAGAAGCUACAAGAGCAUGACGCAGAUCCAAAUGCGCCACCAUAUGACUCAUUAGCAACAUAUGCUUAUGAAGGAACUGGAUCUGUAGCUGAAACUCUGAGUUCAAUAGAGUCACAAAAUAUGGAGAUGGAACAGGAAUAUGAUUUUUUAAGUGACUGGGGACCUCAUUUUAAAAGCUUGGCAGAAAUGUUUGGAAAAGAAAAUUAUAAUCUGGACAAAAUAACUUAAUUUCGAGAAAAGAAGAAUGACAAACAAUUAAAAGCUUUACCUGGACUAUGUAAAAAGAACACAAACACAAUUUUAUAUUAAAAUAUUUAUCAUUAUUUUUUUUUGUGUGUAUCACAGAGAGAUUGACCCUGCAAUGAAAGUGCACACGUUUUGCUAUUUUCAUUGAAACUGAGAAAAACUCAGGUCUAUUACAUAGAUUUAAAGACAUGACAACUGUGGCAUCAAGGUGGAAAGAGAGGCAGAUUUUUUUCUUAAUUCCACUAAAGUGCCUAUUGAAACUUUGAGAUUUAAAAUGCUAGUACUGAUGUAUGCAAUCUAACUAGAAUAUAUAUUUUACCUUCCACAUAUUUUUCCCUUUAAUAGAAAGUUGAAAUCCUAUAUUGGUUGUCCUAGACAGGGAUAUCUAGACAUUCUACCUAAAAACCCACUAAUAUUUGUAGCCACUAGAGUUAUGUUAUUAUUCUCGACACUGAGAAACUUUAUUGACAGAUCCGAUUUCCACUAAAUGCAUAUAUAAAAUAUUUAUUUAACAGACAGUGGGAAAAAUAAUAAAUAUGGAAUAUGUUUUAUUUGCCAAAAUUAAACUGUUUCUUUGUUUUGAAUAUUGGUUAAUUUAGGUGUAGAAAAGCAUUCCAUCAUUUUCAAGGUAUGUUCACACAGGUAAAUGGGGUUAGCACAUACAUAUUAAAGAUUAUUUUCUAUAUGAGUGCAAUAUCAUAGUUAAUUACUCCAUUUAGCAAUAUUAUUCUAAUAUGACUACAUGUCUGAAUCAUUAAUUUUCUUAAGAUGUUUCAGUACUAAAUAUCAUCAAAAUUUACAAAUUACAUGUUAUCAAGGGAGUAAAGCUGUAGUUUAGUAACAUCAGGGUUGUGUUCAAAAGCAAUAUUGCUUUUGAUAAAAC
Molecule: messenger RNA, 4498 nt
Organism: Xenopus tropicalis (tropical clawed frog)
Lineage: Eukaryota; Metazoa; Chordata; Amphibia; Anura; Pipidae
Gene: cdh12
Product: cadherin 12, type 2 (N-cadherin 2)
Exons: 16
Coding region: 1117-3597 (826 amino acids)
Biological process (GO): cell-cell adhesion; cell adhesion; homophilic cell-cell adhesion
Cellular component (GO): plasma membrane; membrane
Molecular function (GO): calcium ion binding
Source: RefSeq, a predicted model, not a curated record